Messenger RNA from Rhagoletis zephyria (snowberry fruit fly), 4890 nucleotides. RefSeq names its product calsyntenin 1 (gene Cals). Lineage: Eukaryota; Metazoa; Arthropoda; Insecta; Diptera; Tephritidae. Gene Ontology annotation, cellular component: cell surface; postsynaptic membrane. The record is from RefSeq and is a predicted model, not a curated record. Gene Ontology annotation, biological process: positive regulation of synaptic transmission; positive regulation of synapse assembly; homophilic cell-cell adhesion. Gene Ontology annotation, molecular function: calcium ion binding.
CCACAUAAGGCUAGAAACACACUGGGGUAAGAACAGACAGCGCAAGUUUGAACAUUGCCAACGCAGAAACAACGUUUGCAUUAAUUUUAAUGCAAAUAUCAAAACUUAAUCAAUUUAAGAGUACAAAUAAAAAUAAAAUACAAUUCUGCUCUCCUUCGGCUUAUACCUGUCCAAUUUGACUUGCAUAUAGUCAAACGUUUCCGCGCAAUAGCAGUGCUUUCUACGCGCCGCCCUCAACUAUGUACAUACAUAUAUUUCUGGCCUGAGGAUGAGUGGAAGACAAAAGGUAACUCUCAGCGAGCGAGUGAGCAUGAAAACGAGACACAGCCAAAGUUAGACAUAUGUAAUUGUGUUUUGUGUGUCUUCUCGUCGUAUUUUGUCAAGCGUUGUAUGCCACAAGUUUGCUUAAAGUAGUUUUUCCCACACUACGCACAAAUAAUUGAAAAUUGGAAAGAAAACAUAUACUCUUGCUAUUGAAAACUAUAAAGAGGCAGGCGGGCGAGAGGCGCGGGUCGAAAUGUUCUACUGAAAUUAUGUAGGAUAAAAAAUACUAUACCGCGUGCAUUGUCAAACUGUUUAACUCAAAGAAGGUACAUUGUACUUAGCGCCAUCGCCUUAGUUGGCCAAGAUUUUUUGUGUACCAUUUAGUGAGAUAAAGUAGCAACCAAAAAGAAAAUACAGCCAGCUAAGCGUAUGAAAAAUCGAAAUCGCGUAAGUAAACUACUAAAAUUGUGUUUGACGCCGAAGCUAAAAAUAAAAACCAUCAACAAAACAAAACGUGUCAAGGAAAAUUCAAUAAACAGCAUCAUCAAUUCCGCAAAUCAUAAAAUCUGAAUGAAAAUCAGAAAAUCAAUCAUAUUGGCUGCAUACUCUGUGAUGAAAAAGAAUUUUGCAACAUCGAAUUGCAAAAUUUUGGGUCAGUUUUAAUUAAAGUGUUGUGAUAUUGUCGUCGUUGCAACGAGCAUAACGUGUAGUGGAGAAAGAAGAAGCAAGAGCAAAUACGCCACUGCAAAUAUGUAGCUACAUAAGAGUUCACCCAACUAAAAACUGAAGAGAAGACUUCGUAAGAAAGUGACUUCACGGUACGGCGAAACGUCAGAUAAAGCCAAAAGAAAAGUUUUGAAUCUCGAUUGUGGAAAUACAUCUACUAUUUAAUAACUGUGCAUGCAUAUAUUUAUAAUUGCGUUUUUGAAAGAAGAAGUUAAAAAACAAAAUGUUGAUUAGAAUGUAUACCACUCAACUGAUACUGGCGGCUUGUCUGCUAUUAUUCUGUGGUUUGGCGAGAGCGACCGAUUCAUCUCCAGCAUCACUCAAAUAUCAAAUAAGCUCAUCCAGUGAAAAUGAUGACUAUUACCUGUCACAAAAAGAAAAUGUUUUAGAGAAGUCCUAUCAUGGCUUGAUACGUGAGAAUGAGACUUUAGUUGAAAUAACUCCGCUCAUCAAAGUCGAUGAGGAGAAAAUUUGUAAUUUUCGCAUUUUGAAAAAACCAUAUCAUGAAAUACCUUUUCAGAUUGAAUUGGUCAAUAACUUAGGCAUACUAAAGGCUCGUCGAACAUUAAAUUGUGAGAAGCGAAAGAGUUAUCACUUUGAGAUAAUGGCAAUUUUUUGCGAUUGGACGCACUCUGCCACGGCCAAUGUGCAUAUAACGGUUAUAGAUAUAAAUGAAUACGCACCGACAUUCCUGCAGCCAUCGUACGUUACUGAAGUCGAUGAAGGACGUCUGUACAAAGAGAUUAUACGCGUCGAGGCUACCGAUAAGGAUUGCACGCCACUAUUCGGAGAUGUUUGCAAAUACGAAAUCCUCAACAAUGAUCAGCCCUUUAUAAUUGACAAUGAGGGUUCCAUCAAGAAUACCGAACCUUUGUCGCACAAAGUCUCGCAUAACCACAUUCUAUCGGUGGUUGCUUACGAUUGUGCCAUGAAGGAGUCUGCGCCAAUUAUGGUGAGCAUUAAAGUACGUCGCGUUUGUGAGGCGAGAUUCCUAGGCAUUCCUGAACGUAUCGACUAUACGGCAUCAGCGGCCGAGAGCCUUUCUAUAUUUCCAAAUGCGCGUCUUGAACUUUGCGACAUGUACUGCAGCAAUCAAAACUUAAGCGUACAUACAUCAGUGGCUUUGAAGACAAAACACAUUUCCUUCGGCUGCGAUCGAGACAUCACCAACUGCUCCACGGGUCUCUCUUUGAUUGACUUACUGCCCCGUAAUGCUGAGUGGACAAAAGAUCUGAGUUAUGAUGAGGGAUUCGAACCAGUUUUUCAUUUCGAUGGCUCAACCGGCGUGAUUGUGCCUAAUGCUUUGAUUACACACCAUGACUUUUCGACGCGCUCGUUCAGCAUAGUCACCAUUUUCAGGCACUACAGCCUGGCGACCGCCAGCAAACACAUCAAAGAGCACUUGAUAUGUAGCGCUGAUGAUCACAGAAUGAACCGUCACCACAUGGCGUUAUUCGUUCGAAAUUGCCGACUGAUUUUAUUGCUGCGUAAAAAUUUUAAUGAUGGCGACCUAAAUAUUUUCAGUCCUGCCGAGUGGCGUUGGAAGAUUCCGCAGGUAUGCGACAACGAGUGGCAUCACUAUGUGCUAAAUGUUGAGCAAUCAUCUAAAGUGGAGUUAUACAUUGACGGCGUGCGGUUUGAGAACUCCGUGGAGGACCGCCACAGCAAUCCCGAAGUGAUAGACGAUUGGCCACUACAUGCGGCGCACGGUGUGAACACGACCCUAGCCGUGGGCGCAUGCUACCAAAGUUCGGAAACCCGCUUGAAACACGGCUUCAAGGGUGACAUUUCUGUAAUAAAAGUAUCGCUCAAUUCGGUGCAGUCGCCAGAAGACGUCCGCUGUGGCACCAACUGUGCCGAGCAUUUGCUGCCACCACCAGAAAGUCUGCUAGAAGCCGACUCGCAGGUACAAACCAAUGCGCAAAUGAACGAAAUCUAUAUUGAGGGUCAGAGUAUAAGCAACGUAGAACAAUUGCUGCAAAAAAUUCAAUACAUCAAUACCAAAGAGAGUCCCACAAUCGGCCGAAGAAAUAUUGAAGUGCGCACGACCCUGAUGUGCAUCAACCAAAGCGCCACGCGACUACCGACUAUUGAGACCUACAUAAUGGUGAAUGAACCCGGCCAAAUGGUACUGGCAGGGCGGUUAGCCGGUAACAACAACGCCAUUUUUAAUAGUGUCAUGAACGUUGGAGAGUUGAAGGAUAAAUUUGGGACAGUAACAGACACACCAUUUGCUAAAUUGUCGUCACCGGUAACUAACGCACCGAAGGAUGUUAUCAAUUCAAUGGAGCACAAAUCGUUGGAUGCUCACAGCGAGGAAAAAGCCAAAAUUAUAAUAAACGGAAAUACAAACAACUUGGUUUCGUAUGCGGAAAUCAAACGCGGCGUACAUAUAUUAGGCAACGUCAACAUAACUGUUGUUAACGCCAACAGUAGAGUUGUGCCAAAUAUGCAAAACUUAGAUUCCUGCAGUGUCAUCGUGUUUCCAUCGUUGAAUCCAGACCAUGAAGAAAUCCAGGUGGAUGGUGAUGAAUCACUUUCUUCAACGCUUGAUAUAAAGACCAACAUAAAUAAAGAUGGCGUGGAAAUGAUUGGAAAUGAUGCAAUUGUCAAUUAUUUGGAUGUCUUAAAGGCGCUCGUUUACAGCAAUAAGAAACCGGCUUACUACCUGAAUCGCGUCUUUAAACUUGGCUGUACACAGAUGAACUCUGAAUUUAAGAGUCAAGAAUUUACAUUGACGUUGACGGUGUUACAUCCAAAACUAGUACCCAAGACCACAAUAGCCCCGACGUCGGCAAUGGCUGCCGCUGAAAAUUCGCCGUAUAGCAUUAGCGGCGUUAGUGGCGUCGCUUUAGGGCCGACAUUGGCAGAUAAUAGACUCUUCGCACAUGCGAUGGUACAUUCACACGAUGUGCAGGAGCCCAAGAUGCAUGUGCAUUCUAUCAUUCACAAAGCUGAAAGCUCACACCCGACGAUGCUAAUAAUCUUAAUAUGCGUAUUUUUGGUGAUACUAUUAUGCGGUGUGUCCAUUGCCCGUUUGAAAAAUAAUAGCUUGAAGUAUGUGGAUAGUCAUCAGCCUGGUUCGAAGAUUGCCGACGAGGGCUUGGUUUGGGAUGAUUCCGCGUUGACAAUUACAAUAAAUCCAAUGCAAACUGAUGGUGUUUCUGAGGAUAGCACAGAUUCUGAAAACUCCGAAUCCGAGGAUGAAGAAGUGGUAAAAGGUCGAUUUGCAAAUGUGAGCCAAUUGGAAUGGGAUAAUUCAAACAUGUUUACCUCGGGUGUUAACUAAAACUAACUGGAAGUUUGUGACGUUCGUCGCAUGCAUAAAUGUUUAGGCACAUAAAUAACAUAAAAUGCCAACAAAAUGAACAAAUCUGGCAAAUAAAACCAAAUUCACACUUUUGUAGAAGACAUAACAGUGAAAUGUUAUGAACAUUGCAACACACUUAUUUACAAAUAAUGGUUUUCCACAUUUAUUUAACAUAUAAAAGCUGCGCAGGAAAUAAAAAGAAACUAAAAUAAAAAAAUAGGUAAAGUAAGAAAAGCUGAGGAGGAGAAAAGGAAAAUAGUUAAAAAUAUGGCAUGGAAAAUGUGUGAAAAUAUACAUAUAAAUAUUAGCACAUGUAUAUUUGUACGUGUAGGCGUAAGCAAAUUCUAGAUAAAAUAGACCAAAAGAAAAAUACAACAUUUGUUUAUGCUAGAUAAUUAUGUUAGAAUUUUCAUAUUGCUUAAAUCAACAAAUGCCCAGUUAAGCAUCUUAUCUUUAAGGUGAAAGGCAAAUACACGUUUAUUUUCAACGUAAUUCCUCUAGUGGGCGCAACAACCAAAACUCCAAAACGUAAAAAUAGCAAACUAAUACUACAACAACACACUAUACAAAAAAAAAUAAUUAACAUGAAA